UAUAACAGGACAAGGAGGCAGUUGUAGUCUGGGUGGGUUUGUUUGGGGGAUAAAAACAAGAGAAAGAGAGAGAGAGAGAGAGAGAGAGAGAGAGAGAGAGAGAGAGAGAGAGAGAGAGAGAGAGAGAGAGAGAGAGAGAGAUUGCUCCAGACACAACCAUGGACAACGGACACAGCAAAACGGUGGAGGAAUGCCUCGCCUACUUUGGAGUGAACGAGAAGGCAGGGCUCGCUCCCGACCAAGUGAAGAAGAAUAUGGAGAAAUACGGACCAAAUGAGCUCCCAGCUGAAGAAGGAAAGACAAUCUGGGAGCUGGUUGUCGAGCAGUUUGAAGACUUGCUGGUCAGAAUCCUGCUUCUUGCGGCCUGCAUCUCCUUUGUCCUGGCCUUGUUUGAGGAAGGUGAGGAGACUGUCACGGCCUUCGUGGAGCCCUUCGUCAUCCUGCUGAUUCUCAUUGCCAAUGCCAUCGUCGGGGUGUGGCAGGAGAGGAAUGCGGAGAGCGCUAUCGAGGCCCUGAAGGAGUACGAGCCGGAGAUCGGGAAGGUUUACCGAACAGACAGGAAGAGCGUGCAGAGGAUCAAAGCAAGGGAAAUUGUACCGGGAGACAUUGUGGAGGUGGCAGUUGGUGAUAAGGUCCCUGCUGAUAUCAGACUCACCUCUAUCAUCUCCACCACGCUGCGAGUGGACCAGUCCAUCCUGACAGGGGAGUCCGUGUCGGUGAUCAAGCACACUGACCCUGUCCCCGACCCCCGUGCCGUCAACCAGGACAAGAAGAACAUGCUGUUCUCUGGCACUAACAUCGCAGCUGGCAAGGCGCUGGGCGUGGCCGUGUCCACGGGUGUGAACACGGAGAUCGGUAAGAUCCGUGACCAGAUGGCGGCGACGGAGCAGGAGAAGACCCCCCUGCAGCAGAAGCUGGACGAGUUCGGAGAGCAGCUCUCCAAGGUGAUCUCGCUGAUCUGCGUGGCUGUGUGGCUCAUCAACAUCGGACACUUCAACGACCCGGUCCACGGGGGCUCCUGGAUCCGAGGCGCCGUGUACUACUUCAAGAUCGCCGUGGCCCUGGCCGUCGCUGCCAUCCCAGAGGGUCUCCCUGCUGUCAUCACCACCUGUCUGGCUCUAGGUACAAGGCGCAUGGCGAAGAAGAACGCCAUCGUGAGGAGCCUGCCCUCCGUCGAGACCCUGGGCUGCACCUCGGUCAUCUGCUCAGACAAGACAGGCACCCUGACCACCAACCAGAUGUCUGUGUGCAAGAUGUUCACUGUCGAUAAAGUUGAAGGUGACGUCUGCAGCCUGAAUGAGUUCAACAUCUCCGGCUCCAAAUACACCCCCGAGGGAGACGUGACCAAGAAUGACAAGCAGAUCAAGUGUGGUCAGUAUGAUGGCCUGGUUGAAUUGGCCACAAUCUGUGCUCUGUGCAACGACUCCUCCCUGGAUUACAACGAGUCUAAGGGUAUCUAUGAGAAGGUUGGUGAGGCCACAGAGACUGCUCUGUGCUGCCUGGUUGAGAAGAUGAAUGUUUUCAACACUGAGGUCCGCAGCCUGUCCAAGGUGGAGCGAGCCAAUGCCUGCUGCUCCGUGAUCAAGCAGUUGAUGAAGAAGGAGUUCACUCUGGAGUUCUCUCGAGACAGGAAGUCCAUGUCUGUGUACUGCAACCCCGCCAAGGCAUCCCGCGCAGCUGUGGGGAGCAAGCUGUUCGUCAAGGGCGCCCCCGAGGGUGUGAUUGACCGCUGUGCCUACGUCCGCGUGGGGACAACCCGCGUCCCCCUGACCACCCCGGUGAAGGACAAGAUCCUGACAGUGAUCAAGGAGUGGGGGACGGGCCGGGACACCCUGCGCUGCCUCGCCCUCGCCACCCGCGACUCGCCCCUCAAGUUGGAGGAGAUGAACCUCGAGGACUCCACCAAGUUCGUAGAAUAUGAGAAUGACCUCACCUUCGUGGGCUGUGUGGGCAUGCUGGACCCCCCCCGCAAGGAGGUGACGGGAUCCAUCCAGCUGUGCCGCGCCGCUGGCAUCCGUGUCAUCAUGAUCACUGGUGAUAACAAGGGCACAGCAGUGGCUAUCUGUCGUCGUAUUGGAAUCUUCGGGGAGGAUGAGGAGGUGACCGGCCGCGCCUACACGGGCCGUGAAUUCGAUGACCUCCCCCCUGCCGAGCAGAGAGAGGCAGUGAAGAGAGCCUGCUGCUAUGCCAGAGUGGAGCCGUCCCACAAAUCCAAGAUCGUAGAGUUCCUGCAGUCCUUUGAUGAGAUCACCGCCAUGACGGGUGAUGGGGUGAACGACGCCCCCGCUCUGAAGAAGGCUGAGAUCGGUAUUGCGAUGGGCUCCGGCACGGCCGUGGCGAAGUCAGCCUCUGAGAUGGUGCUGGCCGAUGAUAACUUCUCCUCCAUCGUGGCCGCCGUGGAGGAGGGCAGAGCGAUCUACAACAACAUGAAGCAGUUCAUCAGAUACCUCAUCUCAUCCAACGUGGGGGAGGUGGUGUGUAUCUUCCUCACUGCUGCGCUCGGACUACCCGAGGCUCUGAUCCCCGUUCAGCUGCUCUGGGUGAACCUCGUAACAGAUGGCCUCCCCGCCACGGCCCUCGGGUUCAACCCCCCCGACCUGGACAUCAUGGGCAAGCCCCCCCGCAGCGCCAAGGAGCCCCUCAUCUCCGGCUGGCUGUUCUUCAGAUACCUGGCCAUUGGAGCCUAUGUUGGCGCUGCCACUGUUGGAGCCGCUGCCUGGUGGUUCUUGUACGCUGAGGAUGGACCCGAAGUCUCCUACUACCAGCUGUCUCACUUCAUGCAGUGCACGGAGGAUAACCCUGACUUUGAGGGUGUGUCGUGCAAGGUGUUCGAGUCCCCAGCUCCCAUGACGAUGGCUCUGUCUGUGCUGGUCACCAUUGAGAUGUGCAACGCCCUCAACAGUCUCUCUGAGAACCAGUCUCUCCUCAGGAUGCCUCCCUGGGUUAACUGCUGGCUGUUGGGAUCAAUCUGCCUCUCCAUGUCUCUGCACUUCCUCAUCCUCUAUGUCGAUCCUCUGCCUAUGAUUUUCAAGCUCACUCAGCUAACAUUGACUCAGUGGAUCGUGGUUCUCAAGAUUUCUCUGCCGGUCAUCGGUCUGGACGAGUUGCUCAAAUUUGUGGCUCGCAACUGCCUAGAACCAUAAACCUGUCCUUCCAUUCUCCUUGCACCUGACUAAAAACAGAGAAAGAUAAGAAUUUAGUGAUGAAGAAAUUGCAAUAAAAAAAAUCUAAGAAUUAGAGAAAGAAGAAAAGAAACAAAAAGAAAACUCAGAAACAAACAGCAAAAUAUGAAAAAAUAAAGCCAAGAAGUGGAGAGAGCCGAGAGAAAGCAGCAGCUCGUCUGUGAUUAAUAUGAAUAAUAAAAAGAUGGAAUUAUGGAAGGAUACUGGUGCUGAUACUAGCAAUAAUAAAUUUAAGUAUAUGAAAUGUUAUUAUAUUAAACAAAUGAAGAGGGUGUAUCAAUAAUAAAUUAUAAAAUAAAAAAUAUAUAACUGA
Molecule: messenger RNA, 3495 nt
Organism: Polyodon spathula (Mississippi paddlefish)
Lineage: Eukaryota; Metazoa; Chordata; Actinopteri; Acipenseriformes; Polyodontidae
Product: sarcoplasmic/endoplasmic reticulum calcium ATPase 1-like
Exons: 23
Coding region: 159-3143 (994 amino acids)
Biological process (GO): calcium ion transmembrane transport; intracellular calcium ion homeostasis
Cellular component (GO): membrane
Molecular function (GO): ATP binding; P-type calcium transporter activity; ATP hydrolysis activity
Source: RefSeq, a predicted model, not a curated record